UGAGUGUAUUAUAUAUUCUCUAGUAUCCCGAGAUAGAAUUUAAGUUGGGGUACAGUAUCUUAUGGUUAGAAGCACCCGCAAUCUAGUAUAUUUUACACUCAAGCAGUGAGAUAAUUUAUUAUCAAACCCCAUCCUAAUAUGGCUCCAGCCACGGUCACAAUUGCCAACGGAGCAACAUGGCAAGACGUAGCAGCCGAUCGCCAACGACACAGGGACGCGACAAUCGCAGAGGUCAGCCCCCCGGUGCCGGAAGUGAGCCAGCAAGACAUCCCUCUUAAUACUACGGGAAUUCCGAAGAAACUUCUGACGGAGCAGGAAAUCGAAAUUACCAACAUAGAUGCCGAAAAUCUUGUCAAAAAGAUAACCUCGGGCGAAUGGAGUUCGACAACAGUGACCAAUGCUUUCUUGCGACGCGCCGGCCUAGCACAGAAACUGACUAACUGUAUUACGGAACUAUUGCCCAAACGAGCUUUGUCCAGAGCUGCCGAGUUGGACCAGUACCUGGCUACUAACAAGAAAACUUUUGGCCCGCUCCAUGGCAUUCCUAUCAGUGUUAAGGAGCAUAUCGCUAUUAAGGGUGAAGACCUGAAUGCCGGAUUCGUGAGCUGGGUAGGCCGAGUUGCCGAGGAGGACGCGUUGAUCGUUCAGUGUCUGGAGAGCGCCGGGGCGGUAAUCUUUGCGAGAACGACUGAGCCGCAGACUUUGAUGCAGAUUGAGACGGACAGUAAUCUAUACGGUAUCACCGUGAAUCCUUACAACAGAACCUUGAGCGCCGGCGGUUCAUCCGGUGGAGAAGGCGCACUAAUCGGGCUUCGAGGCUCGAUCCUCGGAAUCGGAACGGACAUCGGCGGGUCUAUCCGCGUUCCCGCAGCUAGCAACGGGCUCUUCGGCUUCAAGCCUACUACCCUGCGAUUACCAACCGACGGCUGGUCAGCUGCCAUGGCAGGCGCUGAGUCUAUCAUUGGAACUACCGGUCCUAUCUCAACCAGCCUCGAGGGUCUUCGGGUUUUCACCAAGUCCAUUAUCGACCAGCAACCCUGGCUGAAGCAACCGAGCCUGGUCGGCUUGGACUGGAGAGACUCGGCGCAGUAUUAUCCGGAUCGGAAACUUAGGGUGGGCGUCAUUUAUAACGACGGUGUUGUAAGGCCACAUCCACCGGUCCUCAGGGCGCUAAAUGAGUUUGUGGGAAAGUUGCAGAAGAGCCCGGAUAUUGAGGUUGUGGAGUGGAAGCCGUGGAAACAUGAUUUGGCAUGGUCUAUCAUUGCAAAGCUCUACUACGCCGACGGAGGCGCCGACGUAAAAACAGCCGUCGACUCAUCUGGCGAGCCCUGGCGCCCUUUGGCCAAAUUCAUCCUCCACGAAAACCCGCACGUAACCACCCACACAAUCCCCACGCUCUGGGCCGCCGUAUCCGAGCGCGAUGCUUACCGUACCGCAUACGCGAACUUCUGGAACGCGCACCCCGUUGACCUGAUCCUGUCACCCGCAGGCCCUAGCGUCGCGACCAAGCACGGCACCGGCCGCUACUGGGGGUACACCGCGCAGUGGAAUCUGUUGGAUUACCCGGCCAUUAUAUUUCCUACGACCGAUGCUGUGGGAGAUGCUGCGCGCGAGGGGGAGUACGAGUACCCGGGAGAUUAUCAGCCGCUGAGCGAGAUAGAUGGGUAUGUGCAUGGGCUGUGGAAAGAGCAUGGCGCUGAGGGGUAUAGGGAUGCGCCGAUUUCGCUGCAGCUUAUUGGACGGAAGUAUGACGACGAGAAAUUGUUUAGGGCCACGCAGAUCCUGCUAGAGGAAGCUGGGUUGCCAGCUGCUGUUCCCGCGUAGGGGGGCUGGUAGGUUGAGGGCUGAUCUAUCGCGAGCUUAAUACCGGAUUUUCUUUUUAAAUCUGUAGUGGUUUUGUUUUAUGUUUAUUUAUGGUAUGGUUACUUCAUGAAAUGGCCUACUGAUUCUUAAAGAACUUUGAUUUUGGGCUUUACGAAUGUGUUAGCUCAGAGCCAUAUAUUCGGCCUAACGAACAUCGAUUUUAUAGUCUUUCAGAAUUGAACGGGAAUCCGAUGAAAAAAGGUCACUUAUUUUUGACAUACGGUAGGAUGCUGAGUGUAUAAGGACCAGUUCGACCGGGAACUUCAAGAGCCAUGGAUAA
Molecule: messenger RNA, 2143 nt
Organism: Daldinia vernicosa
Lineage: Eukaryota; Fungi; Ascomycota; Sordariomycetes; Xylariales; Hypoxylaceae
Product: amidase
Exons: 4
Coding region: 139-1824 (561 amino acids)
Source: RefSeq, a predicted model, not a curated record